Diaporthe citri is the source of this 711-nucleotide messenger RNA. RefSeq lists its product as uncharacterized. Gene Ontology annotation, molecular function: orotate phosphoribosyltransferase activity. Bases 1 to 711 code for a protein of 236 amino acids. NCBI's taxonomy places the organism in Eukaryota, Fungi, Ascomycota, Sordariomycetes, Diaporthales, Diaporthaceae. The record is from RefSeq and is a predicted model, not a curated record. Gene Ontology annotation, biological process: 'de novo' pyrimidine nucleobase biosynthetic process; pyrimidine nucleotide biosynthetic process; pyrimidine ribonucleoside biosynthetic process. Gene Ontology annotation, cellular component: cytoplasm. The transcript has a single exon.
AUGGCUGGACUUGCCCCUUACAAAGCCGACUUCCUCCAAGCAGCUCUGGAGGGCGGGGUCCUCAAGUUCGGCAGCUUCGAGCUCAAGUCGAAGCGCGUCUCGCCCUACUUCUUCAACGCCGGUGACUUCUACACGGCCAAGCUCCAAAGCGCCAUCGGGACGGCGUUCGCCAAGGCCAUCAUCGAGGCGCGGCAGCAGACCCCGGGCUUUGACUUCGACGUCGUCUUCGGGCCCGCCUAUAAGGGCAUCCCACUCGCGACCCUGACGAACCUGAAGCUGGGCGAGCUCGACCCGGCCAGCCACGCCGACACCCUGUGCUCCUUCGACCGCAAGGAGGCCAAGGACCACGGCGAGGGCGGCAACAUCGUCGGGGCCCCGCUCAAGGGGAAUAGGGUCCUGAUCAUUGACGAUGUCAUCACCGCCGGGACGGCUAAGAGGGAGGCCAUCCAGAAGAUCCGCCAGGAGGGAGGGACCGUCGCCGGCAUCGUGGUCGCUCUGGACCGGAUGGAGAAGCUGACUUCCCCCGACGGCGAUGACACCAAGGCCAUGCCCAGCGCGAUGGGUGAGCUGCGCAAAGAGCUCGGGGUCCCGGUGUUCGCCAUCAUCACCCUGAACGACAUCAUUGACGGGGUCAAGAGCAAGAGCUUGGCAUCAGCAGAUACCAUUAAGAGCAUAGAGGAGUACCGGAGCAAGUACAAGGCCAGUGACUAG